Molecule: messenger RNA, 303 nt
Organism: Choloepus didactylus (southern two-toed sloth)
Lineage: Eukaryota; Metazoa; Chordata; Mammalia; Pilosa; Megalonychidae
Product: beta-defensin 103A-like
Exons: 2
Coding region: 62-265 (67 amino acids)
Biological process (GO): cell chemotaxis; defense response to bacterium
Cellular component (GO): extracellular region
Molecular function (GO): chemoattractant activity; CCR6 chemokine receptor binding
Source: RefSeq, a predicted model, not a curated record
UUAUAAAGUGAACAGGCACAUCUUUCACUCCAGUGUCAGCUUGCUGUGAAGACUGUCAGCUAUGAGGAUCUACUACGCUCUCUUUGCAUUGCUCUUCUUAUUCUUGAUGCCUGUUCCAGGUGAUGGAGCAAUCAUAAAUAAAUUACAAAGAUAUUAUUGCAGAAUAAGAAGUGGCCGGUGUGCCGUGUUUGGCUGCCUUCCAAAGGAGGAACAGAUAGGCCGCUGCUCUGUGACAGGUCGAAAAUGCUGCCGAAGAAAGAAAUAAAAAAUCCAGGAAUAUGAUGAUGUUGUAAAGUGGGAAAA